Molecule: messenger RNA, 3704 nt
Organism: Oldenlandia corymbosa var. corymbosa
Lineage: Eukaryota; Viridiplantae; Streptophyta; Magnoliopsida; Gentianales; Rubiaceae
Source: the annotation of a GenBank genome assembly
CAAUAGGUAUCUCAUCUCAUUAGUAGUGGUAGGUUGCUUUUGUACAUUAACUUAAAGAGUUCUUUAUGCUAAUCAACUUUUCCAUAAUUAAUUAGUGCAAUCACUGCACAUCACACACACAAAAUUUUUUAUGUAUAUAUAACAAUUGCCCUUUUGGCCUAUUUGUGUUUUUUGGUUUGUUGCUUUUACUUGAGUAUGUUUUGACACCCUUUUCUUACUCCAUUUUCACACAAACACACACUUGGUCAUAAUUGUGGAAUGCAGCUUUUCUGCAACACUUCAAUUCAAUGUCCCUUUAAUGUCUCAUUCAAUGCUUGAAUAUUCAUCAAGAACCCAACUUUGAAGGCAGCUUUUCCUUGAUUGCAGCUCUCUGCAGGCCAAGAUUUUUCCUUUCUUCGGUCAGCUACAAGAUUCAGAAGUGAACCCAGAAGUCUUUUGUUCAGCAAACGCAGGUUAGAAACUGCUUUUAAUCAGCUCAAGUUUGUAUCUUUGCACUAGAUUUGAACAGGGCCCAUCUCAAUUUCAUUGCUGUUUCAUUUGUUCAAGCUUAGAAGGGGCAAAAUGGAGACAGAUAGCGGCGAUACGCAGUCUAAGUUGGAAGAUUAUGAAGUGAUAGAGCAGAUUGGUAGAGGAGCUUUCGGGACAACAUUUAUUGUUUUGCAUAAAACUGAGAACAAGAAGUAUGUUUUGAAGAAAAUUCGUUUGGAGAAGCAGACUGAGAAGUUCAAACUCACAGCCCAUCAGGAGGUAAUGUGAUGUGUUCCUGCAGUUUCUAUUUGCAAAACAUCUAAGAUAAGAGUUUUCUUGUUGAGAAAUUUACUGUUUUCUGUGAGAAAUCUAGGAUGUGUUCAACUGUUUCAUUAGGUUUGAUACUUUGUUUCAUUAUCACACUCAUCUUUUGCACGUAAAGUCGUGAGUUUCAUGGAGUAAAAUAUGAAUGAUUUGGAAGCACCAGAAUUUAGUGGGGAGAUUCAGCUUAGGUGUAGGAUUUCUGUGGAAAAUGUGCCUUGCUUUGGAUGAUUCGGCAUGAUUUAAGACUUGUGCGAGAUCCUGCGUGUUUGAUCCUUUUGUUAAGACUUGUGCGAAAUCUAUUGAGCUUUUUUUUAACAAAAACAUAAAAAAUAAAAAAAUUUCUUACUACUCUAUGCAUGAGAAGUUACAUGCUCUUUGAUAUGUCAUUUGAGCUAAGCUCUUGAGAUUUUUGCCGUACAACCCUUCUUCUAAUUAACUGGUCAGAAAUGAACCUUUUUUCAACUUGAUUGAGGUCUUUUUAAUUUAAUUUGAUCAGGCCAAACCAAACCUUGACUGAAACUGGAAAACUGAACCUGAAUUUCAUUUCGGACGUGUCUGAUAUAUUAAUGACUACCUACAUAUUUGUGAGAUUUUUCUUAUAUGGGUUAAAGAUAAUUCAGUAUGAACUUGUUUACAGAUGAAUUUGAUUUCUAAAUUGAGCCACCCCUACAUUGUGGAGUACAAAGAUGCUUGGGUUGAUAAGGAUUGUGUAUGCAUUGUCACCAACUACUGUGAAGGUGGAGACAUGGCUGGGAUUUUGAGGAAAGCUAGAGGAGCACUUUUCCCAGAGGAGAAAGUCUGCAAAUGGUUGACUCAGUUAUUACUGGCUUUGGACUAUUUACAUUCUCAUCGUGUCCUGCACAGGGAUCUCAAGUUAUCAAACAUAUUUCUAACAAAGGAGAAUGACAUCCGUGUUGGUGAUUUUGGAUUGGCAAAAAUACUUGAUGAAGGGGGCUUAACUUCCUCGGUAGUUGGAACCCCGACCUACAUGUGCCCAGAACUCCUUGCUGAUAUCCCUUACGGUUACAAAUCAGAUAUUUGGUCUCUUGGUUGCUGUAUGUUUGAGAUUGCUGCCCAUCAAGCUGCAUUUAGAGCUCCUGACAUGACUGGACUUAUUAACAAGAUCAACAGAUGUUGCCUAUCUCCACUACCUGUUGUGUACUCCUCGUCCCUGAAACAGAUCAUUAAAACCAUGCUAAGGAAAAGUCCAGAACAUAGACCAACUGCUGCAGAGUUGUUAAGACAUGCCCACCUGCAACCAUACAUCCUUCGUUGUCACAACCCCUCUUCUGUCUUUCUUCCAAUUAAAUCCCCAAAUACCACUAAAGAGAAAGGUACAAAAUCCUCACCUAGAAGAGCAAGCAGUGGCAAAGAGCAUGAGGACAGAGUCUCUAAACUGAGAGAACGACGUGUUCUGCCAUUUGAUGAACAUGCUGAACCUCAGCCAAGAAAUCUUGGAGAUAAUAGAAAACCAAUAAAUGACAAACCUGAGACCAAGAGAAUUGAUCGUACUAGCUGUUCCACUAAGCACUCCCAUGAUACUGAUGAUUCAAGAAGUGGAGAUACAAGUUGUGAAACCAUCAUUUGCAAUGGUGAUUAUCAGGAUCAUUCGGAUUCAUCAUCUCAGAAGGAAAGUGUUCAGACUGGGCACUCGUCAUGGUUGUUAUCAAAUUCUCAUCCUGAAGAGCAAGAAAAAUCUUCACCUGAUGAUAUCUUGCAGUUUGAAGAGCUUGACAUGAAUGUUGGAAGAAUAGAAGAUUGGGAAACACUGGACAGUCAACCUGCCAACGAGGAGCCUCUGAAAAAGUUAGAGGACCCUAGUUUUGAUAUGAAUGGUUACAGUGCUGCCCAUAGUGACAAAGCUGCAUCACUAGACAAGGAAGAGAUAUUGACAACAGAAACUCCGCCAGAUGUAGCAGAUGCGGAACCAGGCUGUGAUAUAGAGAAAGUUGAAGUCACUACUGAGAGUGUUGCGCCUUUUGACAAAGUAACGACUGAGGGUCAUGACACACUUUCAUGUAAGCCUGAACUAGAACUUCCGAAAAAUAUAAUCGAGGACAUCAAAAAGCCUGAGAAAGGCGAAACUGAAGCAAUGUAUCAAGCAUCCGAUGACAUGUCGCUGCUUAAGUCUUUUGCUGCAAACGGCAUUCGUGAGAGCAAGAACCAAUGGGAUAAUCCUAGCCAACAAAGAGCUGAUGCAUUAGAAUCUCUGCUUGAGCUUUGUGCGCGGCUGCUCAAACAAAACAAGCUGGACGAGCUCGCUGGUGUUCUGAAACCAUUUGGCGAAGAUGCAGUUUCGUCAAGGGAAACAGCAAUUUGGUUGACGAAAAGCCUAAUGAACGCGCAGAAAUUAGCUAAGGGUGCCUGAUGGGUUAACAACAGGUGAUAGAAACUAGAGUUUGAAAACCAUUAAGUUAUUGUAAAGUUUUUCUUUUUUUCUUUUUCUACAAAAAAGGGUGGCUUGUGGUUGUGGACUUCUGCUGAGAUGUAUUGUGCUUCUUCGAAAGUGUUGAUUGAUUGCUUUUUGAAGAUUGGAUUUGAAGAGGUUUUCCCCUCAUGUGGUUUUGGUGGUACGAGAUUUUUGACUAUGGAGCUUUCAACCUUUUUACAUCAGCUCCAUGGUUUAACUAUAUUGUACUAAACCUUGAUUUAUAUAUACUUUUGACAGCGUUAUGUAUAUUUUCAGUUCGUUUUUGAGUAUGGACAAAUUGAACUUAGUGGACAUUAAUUUUGCUACAAUUUGAUUUGUAAGUGGUGAAAUCUAAUGGUCAUGACUCAUGAUGUUUAUGGUCGUGUUUUGAUUGUUUUUCCUUAAUCACUUUUGGUCGCUACAAGGAUACGUAUUAGUGGCAAAAUCCCACAUCGGUGCUUUGUAACACAGCAAACUUCCUUAUUAGCCUGCUUAAUGGUCG